CUACCGCCGGCGGCUCCGCGCUCUCGGUUCAAACCGGCGGCGGGAUCGAGCGGCGCCGUGUGUGGAGCGGGGCCGUGCCGUGCGUGUGCCUGUAUGUGUGUGUAUAUAUAUAUAUGUGUGUGUGUCCGUAGUGCACGGAGCGCGGCGGCCGCCAAAUGUUUGAACCGGAUCCCGGCAGCGCUCCGCCCUCCGUCGGGGCGGGGCCGGGCCGUUGGGUGGCGGGCGCGGGCCGGCUGGCGGCGGGGCGGGUUGCGGGUCCCGCCGUGUCUCGCAGGGCCCGGCGAUGCCGAGCGGCGGCGGCGGCUCCUUCUGAGCCCGGCGGGGCGGAGAUGGGCGCCGGAGAGAAGGAGAACCAUCCCCAGGCUCCCCGCGGGACGCUGCGGACUCCGUUGAAGCAGGCGGGCGGUUCGCAGCGCGUCCUGUCCGAGCUGCAGCCCGGCUGUCAGCCGCUCGCCACGCCCCCCAAACCCGGGGGGGCCCUUCCCGCUGAGCCAUGGACGCCCACCGCCAACCUGAAGGUGCUGAUCAGCGCCGCCAGCCCCGAGAUCCGCAGCCGCGAGCGGAGCCGGGGGCUGCAGGGAACGCGAUGCUGCCAGGAGCACUCAUCAGGAGAUGAGUAUGAACGAUCCCAACCCAGUCGCAAAGAGAAGAGCCUGGGUUUGCUGUGCCAUAAGUUCCUGGCCCGGUAUCCCGAUUACCCCAGCGCUGUGGAGAACAACUACAUUUGCCUCGAUGAAGUAGCUGAGGAGCUCAAUGUUGAACGUCGACGUAUCUAUGACAUUGUGAAUGUGCUCGAGAGCCUCCACAUGGUGAGCCGCCUUGCCAAGAACAGGUACAUCUGGCACGGCAGGCACAAUCUUGCCAAAACCCUGCAAACCUUGAAGAAAGUUGGAGAGGAGAACAAAUACACACAGCAGAUUCAGAUGAUCAAGAAGAGGGAGUACGAGCAGGAGUUUGGUUUGGAUGGCAGGAAUAAUGAAGAAGUGGCAAGAUCUUUCAACUCCAAUGAGCAUUCAGAAAUGUGCUUUGUGGAGCUCCCAGGAAUUGAAUUCCGUGCUGCCUCUGUUAACAGCAGGAAAGACAAGUCUCUACGAGUGAUGAGUCAGAAAUUUGUGAUGCUGUUUCUUGUAUCAACCCCUCAAAUAGUCAGCCUUGAAGUCGCUGCUAAAAUCUUGAUUGGAGAAGAUCAGUUAGAGGACUUGGAUAAAAGCAAGUUUAAAACUAAAAUCAGGAGACUUUAUGAUAUAGCAAAUGUUCUCAGCAGCCUCGAGCUUAUCAAGAAAGUUCACGUCACAGAGGAGAGAGGCAGAAAACCAGCAUUUAAAUGGACAGGACCCGAAGUCCCACCAAACACCCAGGAUACAAGGCUUGAAACAACAUCCGCACCCUGCAUCUCACAGAUAUCAGAACCCACCAAUUCCAAGGAGCAAUGCUCAAAAAACCUUUUUCCUUCAAGAAUAAAGCAGAACUUCACUCGGCAUCCCUCCCUAAUCAAGUUAGUUAAAAGCAUAGAAAGUGACAGAAGGAAGAUCCAAUCUGCUCCAACCAGCCCAGUUAAAAUAAGCCCAACAGGUACAGAUGAAAACGUAUCAGCUUAUACAAGUAAAGUGUCUCAGCUCGCAGCAGUUCCUCAAUAUCAGCUGGAAGAACCACCAAAGAGACCAAAAGACAUGAAAAAUAACGUGUUGGGAUCUGCUUUGGAGCACAGUCUGCCCUGGCCUGAGGCAGCUCCCAAGGCCAACACUCACACUGCUGCACCCCCUCCAAAAUUGCUUCUCACUCAGCCAUUGGGUGCCCUGCCUCCGAGCCACCGCUCAGCAUCACCAGUGAUCCUACCUCAGCCUCAUUCUGGUGCCUCCUAUGCAGUAUAUGUGCAUCCUUCUCAAGCCCACGCUGUGACAGCGUACAGCCCAAGCUUCAUGUUGCAGCCUCUACCGUGUGCUAAUGUGACAGGAAUUAAAAGUAUUCAUCCAAAAGCAUUAAGUGAAAUGACCGCCAAGGAAGGGGACAAUUGCACAGCCGCAGCUGAUGCAGGAAAGGCCACGGCAGCUGAAGAAAGACCAGUUAUAGAGCCUGAGUCUUCAUCAAAGAGGUGCCUUAAGAGAUCUCAAGCACUACAAGAGAAUAACUUGAUUAAAAAGUGUAGAAGUGAUGAGGAAAGCCUUGAAACUGCUGUGGGAGAACUCAAUAAACACGAAAGACCACCUUCCAUCGGCUCACAAACCAACAACGAAAUGGACAACUUCCAGGAAGAGAAACAGAGCAGAUCUGAAGAUCAAAGCGUGGAAAGUUGUUCUGAGCAAUACAAAAGAGAAUGUGCUCCAGAAGAUGAGGACAGAGCCAAAGCUAAACAGGACCUACCUGUAGCAUUUGCCAUUCCUGCUCAUGAGACCUUUUUUCCAUCUGGGUACCUUAUCCCUCUAACUCAGUGCACUCACCAUAGCAACAAGGCAGCUCUUUCUAAUAGAGAGAAAGCUGGGAUAUGUUCUGUGCAGCACACCACUACCCACAGCUCACCCACUGCAGGUGUCAUUCCAAUGAUAGCAUCUGAAAUGAAAGCAGUUAACAUUCCGGCUUUUCAUAUAACGUCCUUGAACAUCAUGCUGUCACCAGCUUCUAUAGCUGCUGCACCUGUACUGAACAACUCCCACCUCAAUUCUAGCAGUAACAGUUCAGUCCCAAACCCAAGUUCUUCACUUCUGAACUUUACACUGCAGCACAUAGGAGUGAUGCCUGCUGGUGUGCAAGUCCCUGCAAACCCCGUUCUUCAGCACAUCCCAAUCCUAUCAAAACCAGAAAGCACUAAUCGUAGUAGCUCAGAAAACGCGACCUUACAAGAGGAAAAGCCCCCUGUGCCAAAGGAAGCCCCGGAGCCUCAGCCAGUGACAGAAAACUUCUUCCGCACACCAGGAGGACCAAACACAACCCCGUCACUGUCUGCAACCUCAGGUGGUACCGACACAACCCCUCAAGGAACCUCACACAUUGCUCAACGAAAACUUGAAGUGCCAGAAAACUGAUCUUUGGGCAUCAAAUCGCCGGCUGUGUUAGCAGUGUAAUUACUGAUAUAGCACAAUGCACAUGGGAUGUGUUUUGGAUGUGAUUGGCAAGACAACGAUACUGGAAUAGCCUGAACGCUGUAGAAUUCAAACUGGCUUUACUAUGGAAGUUCAGGCUAAGUGUUUUUACACAAGGCUUUUCUAAAGCAACUGAGUUUUGUAUCUCAUUCUGCGUUGCUCUUCUGCUAUGCAAAGUAAACUGAAAGUGUCUGUACAGAAAGGUACCGUCUAUCAAUCAGUGCAUGUUUUGCACAGAGAAAGUACUGUGAGCCUGUACAUAUUUAAUGCUUCCCUUAAAGGCCGUAGUUAGGAUUUCUUGUGCUCCUGUGUUCAGCUGCUCCUCUUUUAUAAGGUUAGCUUUGAAAAAAAAAAUCUUUAACAAAAAAAAUUAAGUUUUUAUAUAAGUUAAGAAUUAUUUAUACUGCGUUGUAAAAAUAAUUUGUUCAGACAAAAAAAUUGCAUCCAACUCAUUUUGACUUUUUUUUUUGUUGAAUGGAAUUAAAUGACUGGUGUUGCUGUAA
Coturnix japonica (Japanese quail) is the source of this 3580-nucleotide messenger RNA. RefSeq names its product E2F transcription factor 8 (gene E2F8). Gene Ontology annotation, cellular component: RNA polymerase II transcription regulator complex. Gene Ontology annotation, molecular function: DNA-binding transcription factor activity, RNA polymerase II-specific; RNA polymerase II cis-regulatory region sequence-specific DNA binding. Gene Ontology annotation, biological process: regulation of transcription by RNA polymerase II. The record is from RefSeq and is a predicted model, not a curated record. Lineage: Eukaryota; Metazoa; Chordata; Aves; Galliformes; Phasianidae.